Dipodomys ordii (Ord's kangaroo rat) is the source of this 885-nucleotide messenger RNA. RefSeq names its product mediator complex subunit 10 (gene Med10). Gene Ontology annotation, biological process: positive regulation of transcription by RNA polymerase II. The coding region runs from base 71 to 478 and encodes 135 amino acids. The record is from RefSeq and is a predicted model, not a curated record. Gene Ontology annotation, cellular component: mediator complex; chromatin. Lineage: Eukaryota; Metazoa; Chordata; Mammalia; Rodentia; Heteromyidae. Gene Ontology annotation, molecular function: transcription coregulator activity. The transcript has 4 exons.
AAGCAGGAAGUGGGAGCGCAGCGAGCCGGGGCGGGAGCGGGCUGCGGCGGCGGGGCCGGCGCGCCGGGCGAUGGCGGAGAAGUUUGACCACCUGGAGGAGCACCUGGAGAAGUUCGUGGAGAACAUUCGGCAGCUCGGCAUCAUCGUCAGCGACUUCCAGCCCAGCAGCCAGGCCGGGCUCAACCAGAAGCUGAAUUUUAUUGUUACUGGCUUACAGGAUAUUGAUAAGUGCCGACAGCAGCUUCAUGAUAUUACUGUGCCUUUAGAAGUUUUUGAAUAUAUAGAUCAAGGUCGAAACCCCCAGCUUUACACCAAAGAGUGCCUGGAGAGGGCUCUGGCCAAACAUGAACAAGUUAAAGGCAAGAUUGACACAAUGAAGAAAUUUAAAAGCCUGUUGAUUCAAGAACUUUCUAAAGUGUUUCCGGAAGACAUGGCUAAAUAUCGGAGCAUCCGGGGAGAGGACCACCCCCCUUCCUAACUGAAGACCCCGGAGUCCUUUUUGAGUUGCUGGGGCUGAGGUGACAUCGUUGUGGGCAGCGUCCCCCUGCCCCUGAGGACUGGUCCUGUCCUCCGCCCUCACCCUGUUGGCGUCCUGCGGCUGGGCCGGAGCAGCAGCGCAGCUGCACUCAGCCGCCGCAGCCUCUGGUGCUCCAAGUUCUUGGAGUGGUUCCUGCCAUUCAUUCUCCCAGUGGCAGAAUGGCAGGAAGCAGUCUUGGAGAUAGUACAUGGGAUUAUACUGUACUUGGCAUUUUUCUUUGUAUGUUCUCGUUCAUGCUAUCAGAAAGCUAAAAAAGUUGGUUUUAUAUCUUACAUUUUCCAGUGAAGAAUGUGUAACUUUGGAUUUCAAUUUGACAUGUAUAUAUAAUAAAGCGUUUUCAGUAUUUA